Periconia digitata is the source of this 2040-nucleotide messenger RNA. The record is from the annotation of a GenBank genome assembly. NCBI's taxonomy places the organism in Eukaryota, Fungi, Ascomycota, Dothideomycetes, Pleosporales, Periconiaceae.
CAAUCGCGCUUGAAUUCAUCUUCUUAUUCCUUCAUGUUUCCCUCAUUACACGACGCGCUCUAUUUUUCCAAGUUUGCACAACCUUCUAGCGACACAUUCCAAACCAUGGAAACCGCUAUUGCUGAACCUAAUCCCGUCAUCGAUAAAUCAAACGGCAUCGAUAUCCAGGUUGCUGAAAUCAGUGAUGCGGACAUGGACUCGCCCAAUUCUGAACAGCGAAAGAACGAUUGGCGCCGCCCUUCGCUCUCUCGCGCCGCCAGUCCUACUGGAUCUGUAAUCUCAGGCCGGUCUAUGAGCAGCCGCCGUUAUGUUAGCGGUUCCCGUUCCAACUCUUUCCACUCCUCAUACCAACAUGAGUUCUCCAAGGAGCUCACAGGCCAGGCUGAGAGCAAGUUCUUCGCUCUCAUGGAGCUCAUGGCAUCGGCUUCACGCGAAGCAUCUUCGCUGAAAGAGGUCUGGUCCAAGAUUCUCUCCGAGCGUGAGUCGUGGUCCAUUGAACGUACCAAAUUCUGCGCAAGAUUCGAGGAGUAUGAACGUACGAUCAAAACCUAUGAGCACAAGCACAAAGAGUACGAGCACCACGGCCACGAACACGAAGAACGCAAAAAAGAAGUGUCCAAGUUGAAGCUUGAGAUCACUGCUUCCGCAAAAAGUGUCGCCGAGAUUAAAAGGAAACUGCAUGAGCGCGACAGUGAGCUUGAUACCUACCGAACCAAGGUUUCCAAGCUUGAGGAGCAGUACACAUAUUCCAAGACACAACAUGAAAAGACGAAGACCGAGUUACAGGAGACGCAAGUGGCCCUUAUAUCCUGCGAAGAGGCUCGUGAUUGUGCGCUUGUCGACGUGCGCAAGCAUCAGAGCGAAACCCGAAGCAUCACGCAAAAGUAUACUCAGCUGCAGAGUACCCAUAGCGAGCUCACCACCAAGCAUGAAUCUACUAUCCGCGAGCUCACCUCCGUCAGGGAGUCACUCGAAAUUUUCAAGAAGAAGAGCAAAGAGUGGAUGCUCGAAAAAGGUGAACUUGAAGAAAAGUGCCGCAAGCACCAUUCCCACUGCGAAGAGCUCAAACGCAAAAUCACGGAAGUCACCGAAGAAUACGAGGCCAAGGUCCAAGAGAUUGUCAAAAUAAAUCAAAUCGUCUCCACCUUGGAGAUGGAACGCAGCGAACUCCGCCGCAAGUGCGAGACAUGGCGCAGCAAGCACGAGGAGUCACACCGGGGCUGGGACAGAUGUCAAGAAGAAUGCGGACAUCUCAAAGUCAAAUGCGGCAACUUCCAGUCUGAAAUCGAAUCGCUCACGGAAUCCAUCCGCCUCAUCCGCAUCGAACGCGACGAGCUGCAGGAGACUGUCUCCAAGAAGACCGAAGAGCUCCGCCUCCGCAUCACCGAGAUCGAGCGCAUCGAAGAAGAGCGCCACGAGCAACACCAGCGAGCCGAGCAAUACCACCGUCAGAUCCAGGUCCUCCAAGAAACCGUCCGCCGCCACGAAACCACCAUUGAAACCAAGACCGAAGAAAUCAAAACCUACACCGAACGCAUUCAUGAAAUCAAAACAGAAUGCACGCGGUACAAGUCCCGAUGCCACGAGCACGAAGAAUCCCUCCGCGUUCUCAACGAAACCGCCGUCACGCUCAAAGCCGACAUCGAACUCGCCAUCUCCGAGCGCGAGUCCUGCGCCGCCAAACUCCACGAGUGCGAAACGAAAUACAAGGAAGUCACUGAGACUAUCACGGAGUAUGAAGAGGGUGGCAGCGAGUGGGAGUACGAGAUCGAGUCACUUCGUACUAUGCUGCGCGAGGCCAGGGAGCAUAAGGAAAAGGCUAUUGUGGCGCGCAAUGCGGCCGAUCGCGAGCGCGAGGAGGCUGUUAUGCGGUAUGAGGAGAAGUGUCGUGAGAUGGAGAGGUAUGAGGAGAGUAUGAGCAUGCAUCUGCAUGAGCAUGGGCAUGGGAGGCGCUCGGGUAGCAGGACGGUGACGAGGGAGGUGAGCUAUAGCAGCACGGAGGUGAAUGGGAGCUCGCAUGCACACGGAGAACAUGACUAG